Molecule: messenger RNA, 1854 nt
Organism: Magnusiomyces paraingens
Lineage: Eukaryota; Fungi; Ascomycota; Dipodascomycetes; Dipodascales; Dipodascaceae
Exons: 4
Coding region: 1-1854 (617 amino acids)
Biological process (GO): actin filament organization
Molecular function (GO): actin filament binding
Source: RefSeq, a predicted model, not a curated record
AUGAGUGGUCGAUUUGUUCGUGCUUCUAAAUAUCGUCAUAUUUACGGCCAAUCAACCAAACGGGAACUUUUUUAUGAUAAUCUCCGUGUCAGUAAAAAUGCAUGGGACUCUAAUAUUAUUAAGGUCAAUCCAAAGUUUUUGUCCGUAAAUUGGGAAACAUCGGGUGGUGGCUCUUUUGCAGUGAUUCCUUUGGAGGUACGUGGAAAGCUCCCAGAACAAAUUCCCUUAUUUAGAGGUCAUACUGCAUCAGUUUUGGACACUGAUUGGAAUCCUUUUGAUGACCAUAUCAUUGCAUCGAGCUCUGAUGAUGGAAAGAUUGCUAUCUGGAGAAUUCCCGACGAUUAUAAGGUUAUUUACGAGGAUCCUGAAGAAAUCAAAGAUAUUGCUCCUUUGAAAAAGCUUUCUGGUCAUUCUAGAAAGGUUGGUCAUAUCCAAUGGCACCCUACUGCUGAAAACAUUCUUGCAAGCUCUUCUGCUGAUUACACGGUUAAGAUUUGGAAUGUUGAGACUGAAAAGGUGCUUUACACCCUUCCUCACAAGGACCUUGUUACUAGUUUUGCUUUCAAUUUUGACGGUUCUCUCUUAGCUACUGUUUCUCGUGAUAAGAAAAUUCGCAUUUGGGAUAUUCGUGCAGAAAAAGUUGUCAAUGAAGGCCCAAGCCAUGGAGGUGCUAAGUCAUCGAGAAUUGUUUGGCUCGGAGCCCAAGAUCGUUUGGUCACCACAGGCUUUUCGAAGCUUAGUGACCGUCAGUUUGCUCUUUGGGAUUCUACUGAUAUCGCAAAGGGGCCUAUUGGAGGUUUCUAUUACCUUGAUGGGUCUUCUGGCAUUUGUGUUCCCUUUUUUGAUGAUAACACUAACUGUCUCUAUCUUGCUGGAAAAGGUGACGGAAACAUUCGUUAUUUUGAAUAUGAAAAUGACGAGUUUUUCCCGCUUUCUGAAUACCAAUCUUCUGAUCCUCAACGUGGCAUUGCAUUUUUACCAAAGCGUGCUAUUAAUCUUCAUGAACACGAAGUUGUUCGUAUUUACAAGUCUGUGAGAGAUCUUACCAUUGAGCCUAUUUCUUUUAUUGUUCCUCGUCGAGCCGAGACUUUCCAGGAUGAUAUUUACCCGCCCGCAUAUGCAGGAAAGCCGUCUCUCACUGCUGAUGAGUGGAUUAGUGGCAAAAAUUCUCCUCCUAAAGUCUUUAGCUUAGAAGCCAUUUUUGAUGGUACUACACCCGAAACUGUUACAGCCUCUGUUCCCAAAAAAGAGGUUGUCACUCCUAAGGAAUCCAAACCAGAACCUAAACCAUCUCCAGUUGCUAAGAAAGAAGCACCCACACCUGCACCUAUUCCAGAAGAACCUGAGAAAAAAGAUCUUGAUGGGCUUUUAAAUGAUUCUAAACAUGUUAAUAAUUUACUUGCCAAAGCCAGUACCAGCGAGGAGCCUCUUCCCGAACCCUUAAAAGAUGAAGAGAGCUCCUGGGAUAAUGAGCCCGAAGUUAAGAUUCAGAAGCCUUCGCCAAAGAAAGAAACUACUGUCGAAGCUCUUUCACCUGCUAUUAAGGAAUCUGAUGAGCCUAUUAAGGAAAAUAAUAAGAAUGUGUCUACCCCUGUUGUUAAAGAGGCUACCAAAGAAGUCGAGGAGGUUAAGGAUACACCCAAAACGAUUAAAGAAAUUAAAGAGCCUGCCACAACCACUUCUUCACCUGCCGCCGAAAGUAUUGCUGGUGGUUCUCCAGUUUUGAAGCUUCUAAAACUUGUUGUCGGUUUGGAUGCAAAGGUUCAAACUCUUAUUGAUGAUUUGAAGGUAAGAGAUGCUCGGAUUUUAGAACUGGAAAACAAGAUUUAUGAAAUCUUGAACAAGAACGAGUAA